AUGUUAUAAAAUUGUAAAGAAUAUUUUACGAUUUAUUAAGAACAUUUGAGAAACAAAGAUUAGUGGAGAUUGCUAAUGAUCUUCGUCUCUAUCUAUUAAAUGUGUGAUGUUAUUAUUGUAACAGGAGAUGCGGUAAAUGAAAAAAUUUAAGGCGACAAAUUCAUAAUGAUAUAUAGAAUCUUGGUAAUAUACAUUGCCAUUAUAGACCCAAAUAUUUUUGAUUGUGUUCUUCGAAGUACUACUAUUGAGAUUACUGAAAAUAAAAAAUGGAUUGAUAAAUCUAGUGACCUUGCUAAAAUUUAUAUGUGUAGUAGUUUGUUGGGAAGAGCUGGAUUAUUACACAGAGUAACAAUUAUUUCAUAGAAUACUGGAUAAAUUUCUAAUUCUGAUGUUCUUUGUUUUUGCAAUAGAAUCUUAGGUUUGUUAGACAAUGGCCAUAAAUUUCAAUUUGGUUUAUACAUUGCUUAGAAACUUUGAGUUCAAUUCUAAAAUAAACACAAUAUUUGGAAUAAAGAUAAUUGUGAUUCAUGUGAUCCUUUAAUUCUUUAUGAUUACGGUCAAUAAAAAGAAAAUUAGACCUAAUUUAAAUUCUUAACUAGUAGCAAUGGGAUCCAGCAAUAAAAUGAUAUAUACUCAAUUGAAUUCUUAGAGAUAAUCCAAUCCGAGUAGAACUCUUCAUCAAUUAUAUAUAGAUAUACCUGAAAAUCGGAAUAUCUCUCAACUGCCACAAGAAUAAAAAUAAGAGGAUUAAUAAACAGAAUCAGUUCAAUAGGAUCAAAUAAAUGAAGCCAUACUCUCUUCAGCAGAACUUGGAAUCUACCUGGUGGAUAAUCUAACUCAAAGUGUGUAAGUGAUAAACCCUUAGUUGUCCAAUAUUAUAAUGAAAGAAGAUCAGUUGAGCACUGAAUUCCUAUAGACUGAAUUGUACGAUUUCGGAUUGCUUCUUGAAGAAUCUUGUUUAUUAUUACCAAAAUUCCAUAGGAGUAACGAUAUUGGACAGUUUCUAACAUUCACUAAAACUUUGGAGUAUUGUAUAAAUUUAUAUUCUUGAGUUCCACCUAUUUUGGAGAAUAAUAUCUAGAGUGAACCUUCCCAAAUCAAGCGAUUGCAACUGCUAACCAAAAAAAUAUCCUUCAAAGCAUUCUUCGAUAAUCUAAUUGCUUACAAUCAUCUGAAAUACUCAAACUAUCGAUCACUUAUUGACUUUUCCCUUAAAGUAUAUAUCAAAUUCGAUUCUUGCUAUAUGCAAGUUGUUCUAUCGCCAUUAAUCUAUAAACUUAAACCUUAAAUUGCUAUUUUCGUUUCUGACAUUACAGAAGAUCCUUAUAUCACAUAAUUAUUGAAUGCAACGAAAAACAAUGACUUUUUGAUUAAUGAUAUUUCUCAAAAGAUCAAGUAACCUUUAAAUUGUACAAUAUCGAUGUUAGAAAUUAUAAUGGUAUGUCAAUCACUUAAUAUUAUAUAAGAACACAACUCCAUAUGAAAUAAAAGAAAAAUAUAUCAGUCCAGCACUUGCCGGUUGUAAAUUAUUAAUUAAUACUGCUAAUGAUAUUCUUGAUUACGCUUAGUUACAAAAGAAAGAUAAGUUAGACUUAGUUUAGAUGGAUGUUCAGAUAUAAGAAUUUGUGACUGAUAUCAUUAAUGUAGUAAAAUCUUAAGCAAUUUUCAGAGGAUUAAAAAUAUCGAUUAAUAUUAAACAGAAUGUUCCUUAAUUUAUUAGAACGGAUCCAAAUAGAUUAAGACAAAUCUUAAUUAAUUUAUUAGUGACUUCAAUCUAAGCGACUGUUCGUGGCUCCAUUAUAUUUUGUGUUUCCAAAAGUUAAAUGCUGAAUGAACACAUUGACUUUAUUGUGAAAGUGAAGGCUAAUGAAACUAAUUUCUCAAUUCUUAAGGUAAUUGAGAGAACAGUGAGAUUCUUUAAAUCAUAAACUUUAAAGUCAAAGAUACUAGAUCUUGGAAAUCUUAGACAGUAUUCAUAAUCAAUUUUGAUUUCAUUUUAUUUAACAAAAUGUCUAUCCUAAAUUCCAUUUGAAUAUAAUUAUGAACGUGUUGGUAAUAAGGAGGAAUUUAGUUUUGUCAUAAAAAUAUAAAAUUUAUAUCCAUAAUUUAAUCAAAAUUUGAAUUAAAAAAGAUUGUCAGAAUUCACAAAUCAGUAAAGUUUUUAUUAAUAGUAUCAAAAUAAAGAAGACUUAAAGAGAUAUUAAUCUUAGAUGUCAAGUUUACAAGCAGAAGAUCUCAAUAUCAAAGUGGAACUCAAAGAAGCUAGACAAAAGCUGAAUAUCAAUAUACUCCAAAAUUAAGGGCCAAUAAAUAAGGAUAAAUAAUAGGGAAUUCAAGAACAAUCAAAUGAAUCAGAUGAAAGUCUCUCUGAUUUGCAAGAUGACGAAGUAUCCAUGGAGUCUAAGAAUGGGAUUUCUUAUAGAGUGGAACAAAUGCUAAAAAUAAAACCGUACUUUUUUGAUUACGUUAAUGAAACCUAAAAGAAGUAUGAAGGAUCAAGUUCUCAGCCAUCCCAAUAACUUACAUUUGGAGGAUUAGGAUAAGGCAGAUCAUCCAUUUACUCUUCACUUUGCUUCACCAGUGGAACCAUGCAACCCAAUGAUUUACUGGAUUGCUUUGAAAAAAUGGAAAAAAUUAAACAACAAAAAAACAAAUCCAAUUGUGGAGUAAUUUAUAUUUUAAUAGUUAGUGUACAAAGAUAUUGAUUUGCGAGAGUAUCGAUCUUGAUCUAUAUGCUUUAUCGCAUUAAUUAACCAAUAUCGGAAUUACCUAUGAGUAUAUAACUCAGAAAUCUCAAAUAGUGAGCACUCUUGUUAAAUUAUUAAAUAAUGAUUUGUAAUAAUAGUAAAAUAGUAAUUAAUAAAAGUAGAAUAUUGAUAAUCAAUUAUUAAAGAUAACAAAUGAUAAUUAAUAGCUGAAGAACAAUGAAAAUUAACCUUGUUGUAAAGGAUUAUAACUAAUAUUCCUUGCUAUUGAAUAAUUUGAAGAAGAACUAUUUGCUUUGUUUAAUUCGAUAAAAGACGUCUAUGCAGAGUUCAAAGCUGAACCCAGAAUUAUCGGAUUGAUUGGAUGCAUGGAUGAAGAAAAUCGAGCUCAAUUAAGAAGGUUUCCCUUCCAUGAUUAUUUGUCAAAACCCAUAAUGAUCGAUGCCCUACUCUUUAUCUUGGCUAAAUGGAUUAAAAUGAAUUGA
Messenger RNA from Paramecium octaurelia, 3190 nucleotides. The record is from the annotation of a GenBank genome assembly. NCBI's taxonomy places the organism in Eukaryota, Ciliophora, Oligohymenophorea, Peniculida, Parameciidae.